GAGACAGCAUUAGAAACAUCAUCUUGCAGUUUAGACUGAACAUCUCUAGCUUGUAGCUUUGCCUGCUCUGUAGCAAACCCGCUAGCCGCACACCUAUACAAUAUUUGCAGUUCGGAUUAUAUUUUUAGGCAAUGGAUGACCAGGAAGUUUCUUCUUCUGAGGAGCUGAGCCCAUCAGUGAAAAUGACUAAAGGGAUGUCCAUCUUCCUAGAUAUAUUGAGACGAGCAGACAAAAAUGAUGAUGGAAAGUUAUCCUUUGAAGAAUUCAAAGCUUAUUUUACUGAUGGAAUUCUAAGUGCUGAGGAACUGAGCGAGCUUUUCCAUACAAUUGAUACGCACAAAACUGACAAUCUGGACACAGAAGAGUUGUAUGACUACUUUUCUCAGCACUUGGGAGAAUAUGAAAGUGUCCUUGCAGCUCUGGAAGACCUCAAUCUCUCUAUAUUAAAGGCAAUGGAUAAAACAAAAAGACAAUACCAAAAAGCUUCAAAACUGGAACAGUUUGUGACACGGUUUUUGUUGAAGGAAACAUUGAGCCAGCUGCAGUCUCUUCAAAACUCUUUAGAAUGUGCCAUGGAAACUACUGAAGAGCAAACACGUCAAGAAAGGCAAGGCCCAGCAAAACCUGAGGUCCUUUCUAUUCCCUGGUCAGGCAAACGGUCGAAUAGAAGACUUCAGAGGAACAACAGUUUUUCUCCAAACAACCCUCAUUUUAGCUCUGGCUUGUUAGAGGAAGAUAACCAGUGGAUGACCCAGAUAAACAGACUCCAGAAACUGAUUGACAGACUUGAAAAAAAGGACCUUAAGUUGGAGCCCCUAGAAGAAGAGAUUUUAGAAGGAAACACAACAUCACAUAUAAUGAUUGUUCAACGCCAGCUAUCUGUGCUAAAGGAAGAAAUGGAAGAAUUUCGUCUUGCUCUUAAGCAAUAUAUAGAAUCAGUAUCUGCACAGACAGGGUGCUUACAUGUUGCAGUACAGAAGCUCUCAAAUGAAUCUCGCUUCAUAGUUUAUGAGUUUUGGGAAAACAGUAACAUUUGGAAAAACCAUCUGCAAACUAAUUACAGCAAGACCUUUCAAAGAAGUAAUGUGGACUUCUUGGAAACCCCAGAACUCAUGACAACCAUGCUUGUACCUGCUUCGUGGUGGGUGCUCAACAACAACUGAAAGUAUCUCCAGUUAUAGAGUGAUGGAAGUACAUGUUUGACGUUAUACUUACAUUUGUAUUACAAAAGGAUCCUUUGAGUAUUUGUUGAACAUAAAUCAGUCUUAAUAUUUGUAUACAAUGGUAACCUAUUUAGGAAUAAUUUAUUACAUUAACUAGUAACUGUGAAAAAGAAACUAAUGUAAACUCAAGUCAGAAGUGAAAAUGCCAAGCACAACACGCAGAACAUACAAAUGGGUGUCUGUAAUUUGUUUAUACUUUAAACAGCAAUACAUUUUUC
Molecule: messenger RNA, 1441 nt
Organism: Bombina bombina (fire-bellied toad)
Lineage: Eukaryota; Metazoa; Chordata; Amphibia; Anura; Bombinatoridae
Gene: NECAB1
Product: N-terminal EF-hand calcium binding protein 1
Exons: 13
Coding region: 132-1163 (343 amino acids)
Biological process (GO): regulation of amyloid precursor protein biosynthetic process
Cellular component (GO): cytoplasm
Molecular function (GO): calcium ion binding
Source: RefSeq, a predicted model, not a curated record